This is a messenger RNA of Andrographis paniculata, 725 nucleotides long. RefSeq names its product cytochrome c-like. The coding region runs from base 121 to 459 and encodes 112 amino acids. Gene Ontology annotation, molecular function: electron transfer activity; heme binding. Gene Ontology annotation, cellular component: mitochondrial intermembrane space. The transcript has 3 exons. NCBI's taxonomy places the organism in Eukaryota, Viridiplantae, Streptophyta, Magnoliopsida, Lamiales, Acanthaceae. Gene Ontology annotation, biological process: mitochondrial electron transport, ubiquinol to cytochrome c; mitochondrial electron transport, cytochrome c to oxygen. The record is from RefSeq and is a predicted model, not a curated record.
GUCUCUUCUUUUCAUCUGACUGCCAAACUCAAAGCAAAGUCCCCUUCUUCCCUUCUCUUGCAACGCCAGAUUCAGAUUCUUCCUUCUUCUUGAGCUUGCUUGCUACUUCUUGGUGAUUCAAUGGCGUCGUUCAAUGAAGCUCCCCCCGGCGAUGCCAAGUCCGGCGAGAAGAUCUUCAAGACUAAGUGCGCGCAGUGCCACACCGUCGAUAAAGGCGCCGGCCACAAACAAGGUCCAAACUUGAAUGGCCUCUUUGGAAGGCAAUCUGGGACUACUCCUGGUUAUUCUUACUCGGCGGCAAAUAAGAACAUGGCUGUAAUCUGGGAAGAAAAGACACUUUACGACUACUUGUUGAAUCCUAAGAAGUACAUUCCUGGAACCAAGAUGGUCUUCCCUGGAUUGAAAAAACCUCAAGAUCGUGCUGAUUUAAUUGCUUAUCUCAAGGAUUCUACUGCUUGAUCACAUUUAUCUGAAGAGAGCAUGUCACAUUUUUCUACCUUUUGAAGGUAUACUUACUCAUUUGUUUGUCCCGUAGGGAAGUUUCUUCAGGCAAACAAUAGCAACUAGUACUUGAAGAAAUAAGAUUGCCGUAUUCAUUUACAUGCCCCGCUGUUUAUUAAUACCAGCAGCUAGUAAUUUUGCUGCAUAAGAUGGCUCUGAUUUUCCCCUCAUUUAUUGAAUACAUGUUACAACAAUUUAAUAAAUCUCACCUUUUUCAUUGAUAA